Messenger RNA from Megalopta genalis, 3294 nucleotides. RefSeq names its product exocyst complex component secretory 5 (gene Sec5). The record is from RefSeq and is a predicted model, not a curated record. Gene Ontology annotation, cellular component: exocyst. Lineage: Eukaryota; Metazoa; Arthropoda; Insecta; Hymenoptera; Halictidae. Gene Ontology annotation, biological process: Golgi to plasma membrane transport; exocytosis.
AAGCAUCAAACAACUUGGUUCGACUUAGGGAUGUCCAUAAAAGAUCGAUUUUUGAUAGAUCAUUUGGGCAUCCCUACAGUUUGAGUUUGUUCUACCUAACUACAAUUUGUGACGUCAAUGGCCGUUACUGUCAUUGGAUUAUCAGCCGUUAUUAUUUUGACAGAAGUCCAAGUUAUCUUCUAACCUGUACAUCCAUGUAUAGAUUUUACAAUCGUUAUUGACAUUUUAGAUUCAUGUUGCGUCCUAGAAAGUUCUGGAAUAAAAUAUGUACUUGCCGACGUUUUUAGGGUAGAACUGUAGAUUUAAUCAUAGAUCAAUGAUCGAGGUUAGAACCAUGAAUAGCCGAUAUUUAUUCGCACAAAAAUAGGAAGAAUUUCGUAUUGAACCGAAAUCAAGAAAAUGGGUCCACCACCGGUGGUAACGGGAAUAUCGCCCAAGGAAGGACCGCCAGGAACCCGUGUUAUUGUUCGCGGUGAAUUCCUGGGAAACAAAGCUCAAGACCUUGUAGGCUUAACAAUAUGUGGUUGUGAUUGCCUUCUGUCUGCCGAAUGGAAAUCCACCAACAAGAUUAUUGCUAGGUCGGGACCUUGCAAAGGUCGUGGAGACAUUAUAGUUACAACCAGAAGUGGAGGACAAGGGACAUCGACGGUACAAUUCCGUGGGUAUCAUGAAACUAUAGGGCCUAUGAAAGAGUCAGCAGUAUGGGUGGAAGAAGCUCCUUUACAAAGUUUUGUCUGGGGAAGGAGAACACUUUCGCCAACGAAUUAUCAACAGGAAGACCCUCUAGGUCUGAGCGUGGAGGGCAAUGACAAAAAGUUCCCUGAAGAUGAGUUGAUGGAACUUUUUGGAGAAGGCAGCGGUGAUCUUACAAACGAGAAAUUUCAUCCUGGUUGGUUUCUGUUGCAACACCAUCAUGCUACCACUUUUGAGGAUCUCAAAGCUGGAUUGGCGUAUCUUAAAAGAAAAGUCAAUUCCCAAAAGGAGGGUCAACUAUCAUUUUUAAAGGCUAAUGUAGGGUCAGUAAUGGAACAAUUAGACACAAUAAUGUUACUAAAAGAACAAUUCGAAACAGAUAUAAAGACGUAUGGUGGUGACCCUACCGAGAAAUUAGAGAAAGCUAUUCAACAAUCUAUGACCGAAGCUAAUAAAUUAUUUGACGAUGUAUUAGCAAGAAGAGAUAGAGCAGAUGCAACAAGAAAUGCUCUGGCAGUAAUGCAACGAUAUAAGUUCCUUUUUUGUAUGCCAAUUAAUAUAGAGAAGAAUAUUAAACGGGGCAAUUACGAUCUCGUGAUUAAUGACUACGCUAGAGUAAAGAAUUUAUUUAAAACCACCGAAGUGGAGGUCUUCAAACAGGUGUUACAAGAAAUCGAUAAUAGAAUCGAAAUGCUCAAGGUAUUUCUAAAGAACAAAUUGGAAGAAAUGCCUUUGAGUUUGGAAGAACAUAAAAAGAUAAUUAGAAAUCUUGUUAAUUUGGAAGCUGAAGGAGAUCCAGCUUGGGAUGCGAUAGUUUCACACGCAAAUUACUUGAAAAAGAGUAUUACGGCUUGUGUACAGGAACAUUUGGAAGCAGAAAAUUCGAGCGGGGAUGAUCUGAACAAAUCAAAAUUUGGACAGAAUAACAAACAACUAAAAACGAAUAAGAAUGACGAUGGUAAUAUGUUUCCACAAAUAUUGUGCAUUGAAGCAAUUUGUGAUAUCAUAGUUGAACAGAUACCAGAUCUUUGGAGAUUAGGUCAGAGCUAUUUUACCGGGCAAUUGCAUGUCGCGGUGGACGUGGAAAAACAAACACCUUUCAAAAAUAUCGUGCUAUCUAGCAUGCAACACGCAAUGGAAGCUAUGAGAAAUAUGUGCAGUAACGAACAGGACGCAGUUUGGCUUCUACAUACUUUGCGCAGGAUUAGACAAAUGUACGCUUCGCUGAUUCACUUAGAUUUGCCGAGCGAUGCAUUGGAUAUUUUUGGAAAACUUAUACUGGAUCUAAGAUUACAGUGCUUUGCUAGUCUUUUCAAGCAAACAGCAGAAAAGAUUGCAGCUUUGAAUAAAAAGGAAACUUGGCAAAUUGAAUACGUGAACGAAGAUGGCGGUGUUACUAGAGUGCCAUAUUUAUUCGAGGAUAUGGUCAUGGAUGUUUCAAAGCGGGCACGGGACACUGUUGUAGCUUGUGGUCCUCGAGAAGGUCAAUUGUUCGCUAAUCCUGCGCAUCAACAAUUGUAUUAUAACUCUAUCAAAGCACUGUUUACGUCGUUCGCACGAUGUUUACAGCAAUUAGCAUUCAGUGGCUGCGAGGAGGCUUUAGACGACGACGAAUCUUCCGUUUCUCAAUUAGUUGGUUCUCCUUCCGGCUAUAAAAGCAAGAGCAAUAAACAUCACGGCCCAACAUGGGAACAAUGCCUUUUAAUUUCGUUAAGUAAUAUUCGCUACACGUUGAAAACCAUUCUACCAAAAAUUGGAGACGCGUUAAAAGAAAUGGAUUACCCGAGCUUAUCAAACGCGGUUGGAUGGAACUCUGAUUGGACAUUGGAAACGUUGGAUACUGCCGUUUUGGAAGCGUAUUUGGAACGACGUUGUGAUCCAUUAGUCGGUACAAUUGAGCCCAGUAUGUAUCUGGGUGGUCUGGAAUGGGAUUUCGAAACAGAACCGACUCACGUGAGACCGUACGCCCAAGAAAUUUUAGCAAAUCUAAUUGCUGUACAUGCAGAAGUGCGCCGGGUCGCGCCAGCUUUGCUAUAUCGAGUAUUGUCUCACAUUGUUGAGACUGUGGCAGAGGAGUUAGCAAGACUUAUGUCAUGUGUUACUCAAUUUCGACCCGCUGGUAUUGUUCAAGCACGAACCGACAUCAUACUUCUGCGGAAUGCCUUGCGAGCUUAUAGUACAACCAGAGCAAAAAACUUCUUCGAGGAGGCCCUAGACGCUAUACCCCAACCGGUCAACAAAGAGGAUCGCAUGCGAAUCGAUAUUCUGUUGACAAAAGUGACGAACUCCAUGCAAUUACAGUUAUCGUGUCUUGCCAGUAACACAACAAAUAAUACUCCGCAACUGGUAGCCGAUCCUAAUCGAAUUACCACUGUAUAGUAACACUAGAGCUUUAAGGACCUAAUGUAUUACACUCGCCGUUAUAUUUUUAUACCGUUGCAACGGGACUCUAUAUAAUACAGUAUCCUUACUUGCUACUAUUGUCAUGGAUAAACGAGAAACAUCUUCAGAUGUAAAACUGUAUCGACAGAUGCGCACGAUUAGUGCUGAAAAAUAGAAUUUGUUUAUUACAGAGGUUUAUUACAAGAAUAUUACUUUGGA